AUGGCUGUUCCCCUUGGUGGGCCCCGUAUGGAGAGUGGUCUGACAGCUGUAACAACAACCUCUGACCCUCUGACCUCUGGUCCUGUGACCUCUACCCCUGUCCCACGUCCUCAAGUCACAGCCUCCAAAAAUGUUGCUCUGGUGUCUGUGCCUUCUGGUGAGGAAGAGGAACAGAUCAGCCCACAACCUGAGCUAGCCAAACAGGUUUUACCACCAGUGGAUAUUGAUACUGACCUGUCCGAGGAGUCAGUGAUUAGAAGCAAAACAGGAGACAUCCACCUCAAGUCCCCCUCCAAGACCCAUUAUGAAGUAACAUUCCAUGAAGACCAGCACACAGGGGCAACACCCAAGGAUUGGAGAAAUCAGGCGACCUUGGAUGACCUCUCAGAAGAUCUGUCACCAGAGACAGCACCCGGCCUAGCCCUUCCUGGCUAUUCUGCUCCAUCACCACCCCCUACACCAGUCGAGAUACCUGCUUUCCCUCCAAUGGUAGCAGGGGCAGACAAGCUGGCCCACGCCUCAGACAUUAUUGCUGCAGAUAUCAAGCGCAGAGACCUCCUGGAAAACAAAGCCUCAGAAUGGAUAGAACAUGAGAUAAUGGCCCACAUCAUAUCAGAGUUAUACCCCCUGAAACCAGAGAAACCGCGAGAGAUGGAACAUGUGGUGUAUGAGGAGUCUGAGGACAGCGUAGCAGAUGAUCGGGAACAGUCCAUGUUCAUGAUGGAUGCCAUCGGUCGUGACGGUCUCCAGAUGUUUGUGGACAUGGGUCAGCCUGUAGAUAGCCGCUUGGUUGAUGCUUUGGUCAAAGAGGUCCUGCUGGAGAAAGUCACCACCCUGCUUGGUCAGCGGCCUGAUGAAGAGACAACAGCUCAGAAAGAGAUGACAGAAGGAAGAACUGAGACCAAACUUGGGGCCUCCAUGAGGGGCCAGGACACUGGGAGAGUAGCUGCAGGCAUCUCCCCGGAGGACAAUAAUGCAGGGAUACUGCCUACCCCAGAACCAACACCAAAGGCCAGUCCUAUUUCCUCUCCAGUGAGAGUCCUGUCCCCACCCAUAACUCCACCUAACUCCCCACCAAUCCAGGCUUCUUCAAAGUUUGUCCAGGAGCCAAGAGUGGUACCACAGGUGUCUGAGCCAGAGGACAUUUCCGAGUCCUUGGAUAUCAGUGAGGAAAUCCGGGCUCUGAGAGACAAGCUGGUGCCUAUCAGAGAGGAAUCUAAUCAGACUAUACAUGAUGUGGAAACACCAAUCACAACCCCAGUCCCAGAACUACCUGAGGAGGAGGUGGAGAAGGAAGAAAGACCCUUGUCUCCACCUCAACCUUCUCCUCGCAGGGCCCCAAUACAACAGCCAGUUCUUCAGGUACCUGUGGCGGUAGAGGAGCCCCCAGCCCCUAAACCUGCCCCUCCCCCUGAACAUGAAGAGAAAAAGGAAAUCAUACAAAGCCCACAGCCUUGGGGCGAUCCAGAGUCCCCGCUUCCGGAGGAAAACCCAGAUUUCCGAGAGGACUAUACAGAUGACAGAGCCAACCAACAUAAACCUUAUGCUCUGUCUGUGGCCCCUAUGGAUGAAAGCCUGCGCUUCCCUCUGGAACAAGUUCCGUCACCACCACCAAAGUCACCAGUUCGGAGACGCUCACCAAGUCCCAGUCCGUCUGAGACAGAAACUACAUCCAUCAUGUCAUCCAUAUCAGACACAUACAACAUGAGUGUGUCUGAAGGACAAUGGUUGCUGUCUAAAUCUGAGGGAGAGAUGGCCGACUUUAACCUGGAUGAUGCUGCCAUCAAAAGAAUGGCCAUGCAAGCCAAACAGACAGGUGACAGUAUGGCCAGUACAUUCAGAGACACAGAGGAACUUGAGGAAGACAUGAUGGACCUCCAGGCCAGUGAAGGGGAGUUUCAGUACAAAGGUCAGGUUGAGCCAGAAAAAGAUCCAAUGUUAUUGCUGUUGUCUCGUCUACAGCGACAACCCCAUGAUCAAACUCCAGCCAGUCUCCCAGCAGCAGGACAGUACGACAUGAGCUCUCAACAGGUUUAUGAUCUCCUCAACCGCACUGGGCUUAGCACUGGAGAAGUAUACAUGAAUGGAGCUUCAGUUCAUAAAAGUCAAGGGGAGGUCAUUCGUGUUAUGCAUACACAGCAGAGCAUAGGGGAAGUUUUAGAGUAUGACCAGCCAACCCGAGACAUGAACUCUUACAGACAGAGUACACGUUCUAGUAAUGGGUUUACCCAGUCCAAUGGAGUUUCCAGAUCUUAUGACAUGUCCAAUAGAAAUGGCUCCCCGUUACGAAUGACUGACCUCAAGUCCCAGUCGAUACAAGAGGAGUCUGAACCAGAGCUCACAUCCCGAGACGACUCCUACAGAGAGGAUACGAAGGGUCAGAGACCUCAGGUCACACCAUCAAGAGAUACCCGACCAUCAUCCUCUCGUGGCCGACAGUCUCAUGGGAUGAGAGGUAGUGGAACACCUGGUGGAGUAUCACUUGGAGCAGGCAGAAUCUCACCAGGUAAAUCAGCUAUGAAGAAGCCCCCGCCAGCAACCCCGUCAUCUGGACUGCCAAACAAAACCAUUUCCACUACAAUACCUCGGACUGUACAAAUUAGAGAGUCCGAUGAUCAGGAAAACAAGCAGAGUUGGGAUGGAGGGACGACAAUGAGUGACCAGGGCACCAGGACCUUCACACCAGACCAGAUGAACAUGGAUGACCUUAUCAAAUCUGGUUACCUCACACAAAGCAGGUCAGGUGAAUUUGGCCAAUCUGGAGGCAUGUCACAAAGCUUUGAUAAAUCAGGACGCUUGUCUCAAAGUUACGACCAAUCAAGUGCCAUGUCUCAGAGUCUUGAUAACAAGAAUGAUACAAGGGACUCAACAGAUUCCUACGCUACACGCCAAAUGAAGAAAGGGAAGUCACUUGGGUUGACUUAUUCUAUGGAGGAAAGCUUGGCUGCUACUGACUCCCUUAACGAGUCAGAACUUCGUGAACUUGCCACUACAGAAAUUUGGUUACCAACACUCUCAGAUCUGGAGAAAUUUGGGUUACCAACACUCUCAGAUCUGGAGAAAUUUGGGUUACCAACACUCUCAGAUCUGGAGAAAUUUGGUUACAAAUACUCUCAGAUCUGGAGAAAUUUGGGUUACCAACACUCUCAGAUCUGGAGAAAUUUGGGUUACCAACACUCUCAGAUCUGGAGAACAUUGUUUAUCCACAUUCUCAGAUCUGGAGAACGUUGUUUAUCCACAUUCUCAGGUCUGGAGAACAUUGUUUAUCCACAUUCUCAGAUCUGGAGAACGUUGUUUAUCCACAUUCUCAGGUCUGGAGAACGUUGUUUAUCCACAUUCUCAGGUCUGGAGAACAUUGUUUAUCCACAUUCUCAGAUCUGGAGAACAUUGUUUAUCCACAUUCUCAGAUCUGGAGAACGUUGUUUAUCCACAUUCUCAGGUCUGGAGAACGUUGUUUAUCCACAUUCUCAGAUCUGGAGAACGUUGUUUAUCCACAUUCUCAGAUCUGGAGAACAUUGUUUAUCCACAUUCUCAGAUCUGGAGAACGUUGUUUAUCCACAUUCUCAGAUCUGGAGAACGUUGUUUAUCCACAUUCUCAGGUCUGGAGAACGUUGUUUAUCCACAUUCUCAGGUCUGGAGAAUCCACAUUCUCAGAUUGGAGAACGUUGUUUAUCCACAUUCUCAGAUCUGGAGAACAUUGUUUAUCCACAUUCUCAGAUCUGGAGAACGUUGUUUAUCCACAUUCUCAGAUCUGGAGAACGUUGUUUAUCCACAUUCUCAGGUCUGGAGAACGUUGUUUAUCCACAUUCUCAGAUCUGGAGAACGUUGUUUAUCCACAUUCUCAGAUCUGGAGAACAUUGUUUAUCCACAUUCUCAGAUCUGGAGAACGUUGUUUAUCCACAUUCUCAGAACUGGAGAACGUUGUUUAUCCACAUUCUCAGAUCUGGAGAACGUUGUUUAUCCACAUUCUCAGGUCUGGAGAAUGUUGGUUAUCCACAUUCUCAGGUCUGGAGAAUGUUGGUUACCGACACUCUCAGAUCUGGAGAACGUUGUUUAUCCACAUUCUCAGGUCUGGAGAAUGUUGGUUAUCCACAUUCUCAGGUCUGGAGAAUGUUGGUUAUCCACAUUCUCAGGUCUGGAGAACAUUGUUUAUCCACAUUCUCAGAUCUGGAGAACGUUGUUUAUCCACAUUCUCAGAACUGGAGAAUGUUGGUUACCGACACUCUCAGAUCUGGAGAACGUUGUUUAUCCACAUUCUCAGAUCUGGAGAACGUUGUUUAUCCACAUUCUCAGAUCUGGAGAAUGUUGUUUAUCCACAUUCUCAGAUCUGGAGAACCACAUUCUCAGAUCUGGAGAACGUUGUUUAUCCACAUUCUCAGAUCUGGAGAAUGUUGUUUAUCCACAUUCUCAGAUCUGGAGAACGUUGUUUAUCCACAUUCUCAGAUCUGGAGAACGUUGUUUAUCCACAUUCUCAGGUCUGGAGAAUGUUGGUUAUCCACAUUCUCAGGUCUGGAGAAUGUUGGUUACCGACACUCUCAGAUCUGGAGAACGUUGUUUAUCCACAUUCUCAGAUCUGGAGAACGUUGUUUAUCCACAUUCUCAGAUCUGGAGAAUGUUGUUUAUCCACAUUCUCAGGUCUGGAGAACGUUGUUUAUCCACAUUCUCAGGUCUGGAGAACGGUUGGAGAAUGUUGGUUAUCCACAUUCUCAGAUCUGGAGAAUGGUUGGAGAAUGUUGGUUAUCCACAUUCUCAGGUCUGGAGAAUGUUGGUUAUCCACAUUCUCAGAUCUGGAGAACGUUGUUUAUCCACAUUCUCAGGUCUGGAGAAUGUUGGUUAUCCACAUUCUCAGAUCUGGAGAACGUUGUUUAUCCACAUUCUCAGAUCUGGAGAACGUUGUUUAUCCACAUUCUCAGGUCUGGAGAAUGUUGGUUAUCCACAUUCUCAGGUCUGGAGAAUGUUGGUUAUCCACAUUCUCAGAUCUGGAGAACGUUGUUUAUCCACAUUCUCAGAUCUGGAGAACGUUGUUUAUCCACAUUCUCAGGUCUGGAGAAUGUUGGUUAUCCACAUUCUCAGAUCUGGAGAACGUUGUUUAUCCACAUUCUCAGGUCUGGAGAAUGUUGGUUAUCCACAUUCUCAGGUCUGGAGAACGGUUGGAGAAUGUUGGUUAUCCACAUUCUCAGGUCUGGAGAAUUUUUGGUGUUGAAUUAG
Messenger RNA from Ylistrum balloti, 5208 nucleotides. RefSeq lists its product as uncharacterized. Gene Ontology annotation, cellular component: centriole; ciliary basal body. NCBI's taxonomy places the organism in Eukaryota, Metazoa, Mollusca, Bivalvia, Pectinida, Pectinidae. Bases 1 to 5208 code for a protein of 1735 amino acids. The transcript is spliced from 15 exons. The record is from RefSeq and is a predicted model, not a curated record. Gene Ontology annotation, biological process: smoothened signaling pathway.